AUGCCCGUUCAGAUACCCUGGCAGCUAGAGGGUAUCUCUGUCCCAGUUACUCCAGCAACCAUCCACAGUGACCGCCAGGGGCAGGCACGGGGACGAGUGUCCAUCCCUGCACGGAUCCCCGUGUGCCGAUUAUUUGGUCAGGACUGGGUCCUGAGCCUUCCGCUGAAAUUAGAGGUGGCUGCACUGGAGAGGCAGAUCUUUGACUUCCUGGGCUAUCAGUGGGCUCCUAUCUUAGCCAACUUCCUGCACAUCAUGGCCGUCAUCCUGGGCAUCUUCGGCACCGUGCAGUACCGCUCCCGGUACCUCAUUCUGUAUGCAGCCUGGCUGGUGCUCUGGGUUGGCUGGAAUGCAUUUAUCAUCUGCUUCUACCUGGAGGUCGGACAGCUGUCCCAGGACCGGGACUUCAUCAUGACCUUCAACACGUCCCUGCACCGCUCCUGGUGGAUGGAGAAUGGGCCAGGCUGCCUAGUGACACCUGUCCUGAACUCCCGCCUGGCCCUGGAAGACCACCAUGUCAUCUCUGUCACCGGCUGCCUGCUUGACUAUCCCUACAUCGAAGCACUCAGCAGUGCUCUGCAGAUCUUCCUGGCUCUGUUCGGCUUUGUGUUCGCCUGCUACGUGAGCAAAGUGUUCCUGGAGGAGGAGGACAGCUUCGACUUCAUCGGUGGCUUUGACUCCUACGGAUACCAGGCGCCCCAGAAGACGUCGCAUUUACAACUGCAGCCUCUGUACACGUCGGGGUAG
Puma concolor (puma) is the source of this 744-nucleotide messenger RNA. NCBI's taxonomy places the organism in Eukaryota, Metazoa, Chordata, Mammalia, Carnivora, Felidae. The record is from RefSeq and is a predicted model, not a curated record.